Periophthalmus magnuspinnatus is the source of this 989-nucleotide messenger RNA. RefSeq names its product fragile histidine triad diadenosine triphosphatase (gene fhit). The coding region runs from base 9 to 464 and encodes 151 amino acids. The transcript has a single exon. Gene Ontology annotation, cellular component: cytoplasm; plasma membrane; nucleus. The record is from RefSeq and is a predicted model, not a curated record. Gene Ontology annotation, biological process: purine nucleotide metabolic process; negative regulation of proteasomal ubiquitin-dependent protein catabolic process; intrinsic apoptotic signaling pathway by p53 class mediator. Gene Ontology annotation, molecular function: bis(5'-adenosyl)-triphosphatase activity; ubiquitin protein ligase binding. Lineage: Eukaryota; Metazoa; Chordata; Actinopteri; Gobiiformes; Gobiidae.
UUGCAAUCAUGUCGAGUCUGCGCUUCGGUCAGCACCUGAUUCGGACCUCCGUUGUCUUCCUAAAGACGGAGCUGUCCUUUGCGCUCGUUAAUCGCAAACCAGUGGUCCCCGGGCACGUUCUGGUCUGCCCUCUCCGGGUGGUGGAACGGUUCGGAGACCUCAGACCGGAGGAGGUGUCGGACCUGUUCUCGACCACGCAGAGAGUAGCGCGGCUCGUGGAGACUCACUUCGCAGCCACUUCACUGACCAUCUGCGUCCAGGACGGACCCGAGGCCGGACAAACAGUCAGGCACGUACACGUGCACGUCCUGCCCCGGAGGAAGGGCGACUUUGAGCGGAACGACAGCGUUUACGAUGAGCUUCAGAAGCACGACGCUGAGGACGAGGACGCUUCCAAGUGGAGAAGUCCGGAGGAAAUGGACCAAGAGGCAGCAGAACUCAGGGACAGACUCGAAAGACUGUGAUCCAGGACGUAAUGGAUAAGCUGGAAUGGUUUUCACUAGAUUGUCUCUGAACAGUUUGGGCUCAGAGCAUUUGAGAUCAGCUGUCAUGUCACUAAAUGUUCUUACUAGACAAAUUUCACCUCUUGAUAUCAAUUUUAUGUUAUAGUAAAGAGCUCUUGUUUACUCAGGGCCCAAUGCAAGCGGGACCCUCACAAAGUCGGCAAUGUGCUCACCAAGUUAGGUUGUACCCAGGGCCCAAAAUUACAUGUUAACAACUUCCAGCUAAUUGAACAUCAUCCAUAGUCUCCUUUUAUUGGAACUUUUUUUUUCUGCUUGCUGUUGUUAUUGUGUUCUUGGGCAAGAUCAUUCUCUUCCCUUCCUCAAAUUUUGCAAACCCUAGUGGAUGAGGGUUCUUUGUGAAUGGAUGAUUUCAAGCUUAGAAGCCCAUGUAUGGAGGGAUAAGGGUGGUAUAAAGCUGUGAUUAUUACUUUUAUCAUUUCAAGAACUGUAUGGGAAUUUAUGGCUGACAAAAUGCACACAUAAAAA